ACAUGGGGUGGUCGUGGAAAGCCAUUCCUUGACUGAGAGGGUAAUAUUUUUGUUACCAUCAUCAGCAAGUGCCUCCCAAGCGGCAUCAGGCUCGUCUGCUACCGCUUUGCGCUGUUUUAAUCUCAAGGGGUUUCUUUUGAAGUGUUCCAGCCAUGGCUACCAAGGUCAUGCAUUUUAAUCAGAAGAAGCAUGUGAGCCACGUCAGCCAUCACAGCUCUCACACUACUAAGCAUGUUGUCAAGGAGCACUCUUCAAGGAAAUCAAGCUCUAAGUCUGUGAACCAGGUGCAGCACACCCACGCCACAGAGGCUAUGGCUGAACCAGCCUAUACAGUGCCGGCGUUCAGGCAGAGGAGCGCCGAUGAGAUAGAGGAGUACCAGCGAGUGUCUAGUCAUGUUGGGAAAGGACUUGCUUCAAUUCAGAAGGAGCUCCACAGGAUGAAAGUGGCCACAAAGACCCAAGUGGAGAAUAUUGCGAUAACGAGAGAGGUGCAGGAGAUGAUGCACAAGAAGAUGACGUUGAGUACGGAGACGGACAAGGCCCCUGACUUCAUGGUGGCUCUGAGGCCCCACACCGUAUGGGAGAAGACUCCUGUCAAGCUGUUCUGCACCGUAGGCGGUCACCCCAGGCCUAUUGUCAAAUGGUAUAAGGGAGGAAAACCUGUUGACCCACUGAGUGCCCCAGGAAAGUACAAGAUGGAGAGCAAGUAUGGAGUACACAGUCUGAUUAUUAGCAGGUGUGUGGUGAGUGAUACUGCUGAGUACAGUGCCGUAGCAACAAACUCCCAUGGCUCAACUACCAGCAAGGCCUCUGUCACUGUCAAGAGACCAGCAGGAGGAGCCUGCCAGCUUUUUGGUCAAGUUCCCCAUAUGACUGUGAUCCACCACAGUAAGCUGGAGAUCACCAUGCUGGAUAGGUUUGGAGUGUCGUUCGGAACAGAGGGUGGUUCCAUUCGUCUGGUGUGUACCAUGGUGGUGGUCCCUGAUCUGCCCAACGUACCACCACUGGCCCAGUGGUACAGAGACGAUAAACUGCUGAAGGCAGGGAAGUUGGCUGAGAUUAAGGUUGGUGGGGGCGCUGCCACUUUGACUUUGCCACACCUGGCAAAGGAUGAUGAGGGUCUGUACACCCUCCGCAUGUGGACGAAGGACGGCACCACCGAGCACAGUGCCUACCUCUUUGUGAAAGAUGCUGCUCCCUCUGUGGCCGGAGCACCCGGUGCACCAAUCAGCAUCAAGGCGUUCGACAUCAACUCGGACUAUGUCCUGGUUGCCUGGAAGCCCCCCAACACCACCAACGAGGCUGCCAUCACCGGAUACUUUGUGGACAAACGUGAGUCUGGUAGUGCUACCUGGUCCCAGUGUAACGACUCCCCAGUGCGGAUCUGUAAGUACCCCGUGCAUGGCCUGAAAGUGGGUCACGCCUACCACUUCCGGGUCAGGGCUGUCAACAGUGCCGGGAUCAGCAGACCAUCCCGCGAGUCUGACAAGGUGACUGCCCUGGACCCAGCUGAGCGAGAGAGACUGCAAGUGAUUAAACUGGAUGGGAAACAUGAAGUAGUGAUUAAAGAUGAUGACCUGGAAGGUGUUCCCUCGGCUCCUGGUCAGGUGGUUGCCACCAGGAACACCAAGUCCUCCGUGUUUGUGCAGUGGGACCCCCCCAAACACCCUAACCACCUCAUGGGGUACUACAUAGACGCCUCUUUGGUGGGAUCAAAGACCUGGGCCCCAUGCAACCACAAGCCCUACAAGCACACCAGGUUUGUGGUCCAUGGACUGACCCCGGGAGAGACCUAUGUGUUCCGUGUCCAGGCUGUCAAUGUCUAUGGCCUCAGUGAUGAGUCCCAGGAGUCUACUCCUAUUGCUGUGGAGCCCGCCCUCACGACGCCCAGUGCACCUCAUGGCAUCACCAUGCUGAGCUGUGACGGAGCCUCCAUGAUCAUUGCCUGGAACAGUCCCAAGCAUGGCGGUGGCUCCAAGAUCAACGCCUACUACGUCGACAAGCGUGAUGCAGACAGCCUGGCCUGGAAGGAGGUCAACUCUGCCCCCACCAAGACCAGGACCUACACGGUUGAUGGUCUGACGGAGGGAACCUUCUAUGAGUUUAAGGUCCAGGCUGGGAACCUGGCAGGUGUGGGUGUGCCCUCUGCUCCCAGCACACCUCUGAAGUGUGAGGCCUGGACUUCUGCAGUACCUGGUCCAGCCUAUGACUUGGCCUUCAGAGAGGUCAGAGGUGACUCCCUGGUCAUCCUGUGGAAGGCCCCUGUCUACACCGGUGCCAGUGCCGUCACUGGAUACAUCGUGGAGAUGGCCAAGAAGGGCCAUCACUACCACCCCCUGAAUGAAGAGGCUAUUGGCCACUGUUACCUGCAGGUGAACGGUCUGGAGGCAGGAGCAGAGUAUACGUUCAAAGUGAAGGCGGUCAAUGCUGAGGGAGUAGGAAAGGCCUCCCAGACAUCUGAGCCAGUGGUUGCCAAGGCUCUGCCAGGCACCCAGGAGAUCCAGUGUGGAGUGGAUGAGGACACUGGUGAUAUUUUCCUGUCAUUCGAGGCCUGUGAGAUUUCUGAGACCUCCAACUUUGCUUGGUCUAAGAACUACAAAGAAAUCAGUGACUGUCCAAGAGUCGCCAUAGAAACUAAGGGCAAACACUCUAAGCUGACUUUCGUCAACCCAGACGUAAGUGAUUUGGGUGCCUUCUCUGUGCAUGUGACUGACACUGAAGGAGUUUCUGCUAGCCACACACUGACAGAGGAUGCCCUGAACACCAUGCUGGAACUCAGCUACAACAUCAGACAUCCAAUUGUCCCACUGAAGCACCAACUGAACUAUGAGGUUCUAGAGAAGGGCCACGUGCGUUUCUGGCUGCAGUGCCUCAAGAUGUCACCCGCCGUCACCUAUAGGUUCAUUGUCAAUGACAAGGAGGUCACCAGCAGUGAUAGCCACAAGAUCAGCCAUGACGUGAACACCGGGGUGAUCCAGAUGACUGUGGAUCACUUCUCCAAGGCCAGCGAGGCCACCUACACCGUCCAGAUCCACGACGGCAGAGCCAAGAACCAGAGCUCUCUGGUCCUGGUGGGAGAUGUGUUCAAGGCUGCCUUGAAGGAGGCUGAGUUCCAGAGGUCAGAGCACAUCAGGAAACAAGGUCCCCACUUUGCUGAGUACCUUUCCUACCAUGUGGAUGACGAUUGUACUGUUCUGCUCGUCUGCAAGGUUGCCAAUGUGAAGAAAGAGACUGUGUUCCACUGGUUCAAGGAUGAGGAGGAGAUUGUUCUGGAGACCCCUCCUAACGUGAUGUCUGGAUCUGUUGCUCUCCCCAUCUCCUUGUUCUCCAGAAAAGACCAGGGCCAUUACAAAGCUAAACUCAGUGAUGACAGAGGGAAAGACACUUCUGUCUUUGACAUUUCUGGCCAAGUGUUUGACGAUAUUAUCAACGCCAUUGCCCACAUUGCUGGGUCCUCUGCCUCUGAGCUGGUGCUUCAGUGUACCCCAGAAGGCAUCAGGCUCCAGUGCUACAUGAAGUACUACACAGAGGAGAUCAGGACUGCCUGGUUGCAUAAGGAUAGCAAGAUCUCGUCGUCUGAGAAGAUGAGGAUCGCCGGCACAGCUGAGAUGGCCUGGAUGCAGAUCAGGGAGCCUUCAGAGAAGGAGAAGGGACACUACUCCAUCCAGAUUAUGGAUGCCACCAAGUCCCACACUCGCACAUUCGACCUCUCCGGACAAGCAUAUACCGAUGCCUAUGAGGAGUACCUGAGACUCAAGGCUGCAGCCUUCGCUGAGAAGAACCGUGGUAGAGUGGUUGGUGGUCUGCCAGAUGUGGUCACCAUUAUGGAGCAGAAGACCCUGAGCCUGACCUGCACAGUCUGGGGUGACCCCAGUCCAGAGGUCACCUGGUUCAAGAAUGAAAAUGAGGUAGUCUCCACUGAGCACGCCAAGAUAACGCUUGAGGCCAAUAAGUUCGCCAGCCUCACCAUCACCGCCGUCACGUCCGAGGAUUCCGGCAAGUACAGCAUCAACGUACGGAACAAAUAUGGCGGGGAGUUCGUGGAGAUCACCGUGAGCGUCUACAAGCAAGGCGAGAGCCCCCCGAGGCCAAAAUAGGAGGGAGAGGAGCAACACCUGCACCCCUGGCCUCCAAGACCCCUGCCCAAACCCCUACCCCUGCCCAAACCCACAUCCCCCAGACCCCCACCCCGUCCCUUAAGUCCCCCACUCCAUCCCCAAAGUCCCCCACCCCAACCGCCAAAUCCCCAACCCCCACCCCUAAGUCCCCAACCCCCACUAGGCGUGUUAAGUCGCCCAGCCCUGCCAGAUCUCUCAAGUCACCAACCCCCCCUAGAAAGUAACCAGGGAUGUUGAUGCCUGAGAAGGCUUGAGGCGUUUCCUGCUACUGUUUUAUAGCAUGAGUUGAGUGAAACCAGAAGCUGUUACAUGGUGUCCAUUUUAGAUGUCAUAUAGCUUGGUCACAGCUUUAACGGGCAAGAAAUGUUGAAAAAAUGAACAGAGUAGAUGUUAAUCAUAAGUGUUAAUCAUAAAAAAGCUGCACCUUCCACUAUACUGUACUAUAUAAUGGAAUGUCUGAAGACCUGGGAUCAGCCUGUCUAAAGUGCCAGGUGGGCGGAAUUUUCCAUUUCAACAGGCAAGCUCAAUCAAGCACAGCUAAAGUAUUUGAAGUGAUUUCAAAUAGUAUUUGAGCCCAGGUCUGAAUGUCUGUGUCCAUUUCUCUGUGGAUGGUGAAUAGAUGUCAGAGAGUGCAGACGGAAGACACACAGCCAGUGCCGUCCGCACUGCAGUCACUAUGCCAGAGAAGUUAUGUUUGUCUGCACCGUGUUGCAUUUCCCCCUUUGUUUUGUGUUAGAAAUAAACCUCAUUUAUCACCUCU
This is a messenger RNA of Oncorhynchus kisutch (coho salmon), 4878 nucleotides long. RefSeq names its product myomesin-2. NCBI's taxonomy places the organism in Eukaryota, Metazoa, Chordata, Actinopteri, Salmoniformes, Salmonidae. The record is from RefSeq and is a predicted model, not a curated record. Gene Ontology annotation, biological process: sarcomere organization. The coding region runs from base 153 to 4097 and encodes 1314 amino acids. The transcript is spliced from 35 exons. Gene Ontology annotation, cellular component: M band. Gene Ontology annotation, molecular function: protein binding.